AACAACACGCGCGAGGACGUCGAUUGCGGUUUUGUGGCCUGCUGUGGUUUAAGGACACUUUUCUGGGUGAAUCACGGGAAUCCGACACCGGAAAACCAUGGCCACUCUGCUGCCGAAGCCGGUCGAUCCGGAGGAGGCAGCGAAACAGAUCGAUGCGGCAAAGGCGAAGGGUGUUUUCUUUCCCGGCUGUGAUCUCGACGAGGUGGCCAGACAUUUCAUCGGCAACAACUACCGCUACCGGGAGAACAUCAUCAUACCGAAGAUGUACGGUGCGGUGCAGAUCAAGACGAACGAAGAGAAGCUGGUUGAGGCGGCCUUCGAAAGCUGCGCCUUCAAAUCGUUGAUGAGCUGUGUGCUUGGAUACGGUUUGGGUGCCGCCAUCGGUCUUUUUAGUUCGUCCGUGAACCCCAACAUUUCGGAUCCACUGGCAGCGGAAAAGCAGCAAACGGCACGGGAGAUUUUUCGCGAGAUGCGCCAAGCGACACACUCGUACGGUAAAAACUUUGCCGUUAUCGGGGCCGUGUUUGCGGCGGUCGAAUGCGUGAUCGAAUCGAAACGAGGAGUAACCGACUGGAAAAAUGGUACCUACGCUGGUGCGGUGACUGGCGGAUUGAUCGGAUUGCGAGCUGGUGUUAAAGCGGGCAUUGUUGGUGCUGCUGGAUUCGCGGCAUUCUCCACCGUUAUAGAUUACUACAUGCGACACAGAUAAGCUUUCACCCGCCACACUAUAGCAAUUCGCUGUUGUUCACUUACUUCAUAGCAGAGUGUAAAUGUAAACGUUAUAUAGUAGAGAAAGGA
This is a messenger RNA of Anopheles aquasalis, 798 nucleotides long. RefSeq names its product mitochondrial import inner membrane translocase subunit Tim22. Gene Ontology annotation, biological process: protein insertion into mitochondrial inner membrane. Lineage: Eukaryota; Metazoa; Arthropoda; Insecta; Diptera; Culicidae. The record is from RefSeq and is a predicted model, not a curated record. Gene Ontology annotation, cellular component: TIM22 mitochondrial import inner membrane insertion complex. Gene Ontology annotation, molecular function: transmembrane protein transporter activity.